Messenger RNA from Microplitis mediator, 2098 nucleotides. RefSeq names its product D-beta-hydroxybutyrate dehydrogenase, mitochondrial. The transcript is spliced from 6 exons. The coding region runs from base 192 to 1292 and encodes 366 amino acids. Lineage: Eukaryota; Metazoa; Arthropoda; Insecta; Hymenoptera; Braconidae. The record is from RefSeq and is a predicted model, not a curated record.
UGAGUAUUAAAAUGAGACACUAUUUCCAGUUUAAAGUUAGCUCAGCUUCAGCUGUGAUCGAGUUAUAGUUUUCGACUUGCUGAAAAUUCGGCUUUCAACGACCAUUUUAACGACAUAAUUAUUAUUUUAUUAUUUACGUAACAGCGAUUUAAAUAAUCCAACUUAGUAAAUUCAAAAACUUCUUUUAAAAAAUGCCAGCUAAAAAAGUUAUCGAGGAGCCAGAUGAUAGUCAAACUUGGGAAUUAUUAGAGAGAUGUCUUCUACCAGUAGCUUUUUCGCACGCGGUCGCAGUUAUUAUUUCUACUAUUCUUAACACCCUCGGAAUUUCACAGACUUCAAGUUUUGUAUUAUUUCUUCUCUUUUUAUCAUUAUCCGUAGGCUUCACCCUCUUCUAUCACAACCUCAAGGUGACUGCAGCUGGCAAAGCUGUCCUUGUAACUGGAUGUGACUCGAGAGUCGGAUGUGCUUUAGCAAAAAAACUCGAUGAACUAGGAUUUACGGUAUUCGCUGGAUUCACAAACAAAACUGACAAUGAAGAAAAAGUCGAUAAAUUAAAAAAAGAUACCUCUGGGAGAUUGCAUCCAUUACAAUUAGAUAUAACUAAUGAACAUGACAUACAUUCAGCUUUUCUUUACGUUAACGAAAAUUUACCCGACGGUGCCCCAGGAUUAUGGGCACUGAUACAUGCGAAUGCUUGGAUUACUCUAGGAGAAUGUGAAUGGGUUCCCCUUUCAGUACUAAGGAAAAGUGUUGACAUUAAUUUUAUGAGUGUCGCACGAUUAUCUCAAGUAUUUUUACCUCUUAUUAGACGUUGCAAAGGACGUAUUAUUUUGGUGUCUAGUAUUUUGGCUCGAAUUCCAAGCCCGAUUCGAGGAAUCCAAUGUGCGAAUGGAGCUGCAUUAGAAGCAUGGGGUUCAUGUUUGAGACUGGAAAUGCGCAGAUGGGGCGUGGAUGUUGUUAUUGUCGAGGCUGGUGAAUAUGUUGCUGGUAAUUCGUGGCUAAAAGACAACUCGGCUCUUCUAAAUCAAGCUAGAGACAUGUGGGUACAACUGGAACCACAAACAAGAAAAGAGUAUGGUGAGGAAUUGUUUCAAAAAGAAAUGCUGUCACUGGAAAAAUAUACUAAGGGUCCAGAAGCUGAUUUGACUCGCGUUAUGAGGGCAUUAGUUGAUGGUACUACGAAAACUUUUCCUUUGAAAAGAUACACACCAGUCACUCGUAAAGAAAGACUACAAGCAUUUCUCAGUGAUCAUAUUCCUAAAUCUAUUUAUGAUAUUAUUUAUACUGAUUAAUUUAUUAUUAUUUUUGCACACCUCAAGUGCGACCGCGACUAAUUCACUUACGUUAAAUCAUAUCUAUAUUUUUUUAUUACCCUAAAAUUCGUUGAAAUGGAUACUAGAACAAAGCUAAUUUAUUGAGGCAUAAUUUCGACCCGGUAUUGAAUCGAUUCAUUAUUCCAUUGAUUUUAAAUUAAUUAUUUUAAUCCUAGAAACCAGUGGCGUCAAUUGUCGUCUGUGAAUCUUUGGAAUCACGAUAACUUUAGAAAAAUUUAAUAAAUCGGCCUGUUUUUUUUUUAGUAGCUUUGUAAUUUUUGUCGCAAGGACCCUAUGGAAAUUCAUUAUCUAAAUCCUUGUGGUUUUAUUGUAAUUAAUAAAAAACUUAGGACCAGUAAUUCAUUAAAAAUUUUGCCGCCAUUUUUUAUUUAUUAUUUUUUCUUCUUUUUCCUCGAACUACUGGUGGCAGCACUCGAGUGACAGUAGGGUUAAAAAAUAAAAAGUAACAUCUGUGAAAAAAGGCGGGAUAUUUAAAAAAAUUGAAAUUAAAUAUUAACAAUUAUUAUGAGCUAUUGAGGUGUGCAAUUUUUAGUUCUCAAAAAUUUCUAUUAUUCCUGGAAAGUUGGGUUGCUUUAUUUAAAAUUAAUUAAUUUAUUAAAUUCAUUAGUGAUUUAUAAAUUUAAAUAAAAAAUCAUUGAUAAUUUGAAAUAAAAGGAGCAGCUUCCGAUUUAAAAUCUUUUAAUCCAUUUAACUUUUAUUAUUUAUCAUUUAAAUUUAAAAACUAAUUAGAGUUUCAAUUGAAUUUGAAAUGUUUGUUUGUGAAU